UACUUUUUAGUCUUUAUCCAUAUAUAAUGUUUAAUAGUUAAGUAACUAUUAAACCUCUUAGUCUUUCGUAUAAAAUAUAUUUAGCCUGGUUACUUCUGAUUCACGUUUCUUAGUUCAAACAGUUUGUGUUUUCUAAGCCUUAAAUUAAGACAAUAGUCAGUGAAUGUAACUUGAGAGUAGUGGUAAAGUAUUUCUGAGUGCAAAUUAUUAUCUUAAAGGCUUUUCUCUCCUUUUUGUUUGUGAUUCAAAUGAAAUAAACAACCUGAUGUGAAACUGGCUGCAAACUUUAACAGCAACGCACUUAUCCACAGAUAUUUAUAUCCACCCCCAAAGAUGGCCCUGGGCACGGUCCAUCAUGGUGGGCACGCUCUGGACACGGAGUCUCCACCUGGACUCUUCACUCAAUGGGAGUUUGAGGCCGCCGGCCAACGCAGCAGCGUAACGUCCAUCCUGGAGAGGCAAUGCACGCACACGCGCGCACGCACACGCGCACACACACACACACACACAGAUUUGUGCACUGACUUCACUGGAAUCAUUUAUGAAAUAUUGUUUAUUUUCCUUCAACAUUUUCUUGAUGGAGAAAUAAUCAAAGGUUUUACUGCAGUAUAAUUGGCAGUACAUCUGUGUACAAAUACUGAUCUGCCUUCCAAAAUGUUCUAUUUAGUAAAGAAUAGUGAAAAAAAGAAUCAAAAUCUCAAAAUGUACAUGCACAUAAAUAUUUGUACGUUGAGUUUUUUUCUUUGGUGUCAGAGAAGAACAUGUUUGUAAAUUGCAGGUUAACAAGUGAAACGUUUCUAAAAUCUUUUUCAUUUGAUGAAAAAGACACAAAAAGUUGACUUGUAAAAAUGUUCUUUCAAUUUGACUAAUUAAAGGGAAGGCAGAUCACUGAUAUUGUAGAAAGGAAUUUGAUUGUUUUUAUUUAGUGAAUAUUUCUUUUGCGAAAAUGGCCUUGAACGCAGCACCAUAUCAGAGAAGCUUAAUUUAAACCUGUGCGCUCCAGACCACAACAGGUGCCCCCUCCUCCCUUUCGGCUCCACCUGUCUUCCCUUCUCCAGGCGCGCUGCCGACCCACAAAGCAGCCGUCAUUUUUUAGCAACGGUAUGCCGCCCCGCCGGGGGGCUGCACGGCGCGAACCCCCUCCGUCACCGGAUCGGCGGCAGCUGCUCGGCCCCCCGGAGCUAUUUUCACCCUCAGGAUAAGGUGAAGCGCAGCCGCCCGCUCCCGCGGCCCCCCCGGCUGCCCCAGUCCGACCACAGCUGAGCCACGAUGAGCUCCACGCGCAGCACGCAGCCCCCCGGCGGCUUCGGCUUCGCCUCCGACCGGGACGACCUGGACAGCGACAGCUCCGACGGGAAGUCCACCGGGGAGCCGGCAGCGGGGGAGGCCGGAGGCGGGGGCCCCCGGAGAGGCAGGCAGCGGAGGAGGAGGAGGAGGAGGCGGCGGCGGCGGAGACGCGGCGGCAGCAGCAGCAGCAGCAGCAGAGGAGGAGGAGACGAACGCGUCGCCGGCGCGAACAAGCAGAGGCAGGCGGCCAACGCGCGGGAGCGCGACAGGACGCACAGCGUGAACACGGCCUUCGCGGCGCUCCGCACGCUCAUCCCCACCGAGCCCGCCGACCGGAAGCUCUCCAAGAUAGAGACGCUGCGCCUGGCCUCCAGCUACAUCGCGCACCUGGCCAACGUGCUGGUGCUCGGGGAGGACUGCCCGGACGGGCAGCCGUGUCUCUGCUGCCGCGGCGUCCUGCGCGGCGCGCCGCCGCCCAUCUGCACCUUCUGCCUGAGCAACCAGAGGAAACUGGUGAGCCCCCGCUGCGUCUUUAGGGGGUGUCCAGGGCCCGCUUAGGUCAAACAGGACCAGUGUGGUUUGUUAAAGCUCAGAGAUGGAGGGAAGCACUCGGCUGCUGUGUGAAGUGGACGGCUGUUGUACAUAUAUAAAUAUAUUUAUUUUGGGAAUAGAGCCAUUAAUUGACACUGAAAAGCACUUUGUGUUCAUGGCGCUGUGUUUUGGUUGAGCUGCAACCGGAGCCCAUGUGUGAAGCUGCAGCUGGGGGGGUGGGGGGCUAUUUUGAUCCCACAAACAGUACAAACUACCCCCACGCCUCUAUACUGAAGUCAGAAUAGAGGCAUUAAAGAUGCCUUCAGGAGCCACGAGUGGGGAAGGGAAGGUACUGCAUCAACACGGCAUCGAGUGCUCAAAGAGACAAGGAAAAUCUAUUGGAUUUGUUUACGAAUGUCAUCUUUUAGCUUC
Molecule: messenger RNA, 2250 nt
Organism: Pungitius pungitius (ninespine stickleback)
Lineage: Eukaryota; Metazoa; Chordata; Actinopteri; Perciformes; Gasterosteidae
Product: basic helix-loop-helix transcription factor scleraxis
Exons: 2
Coding region: 1270-1845 (191 amino acids)
Biological process (GO): regulation of transcription by RNA polymerase II; developmental process
Molecular function (GO): DNA-binding transcription factor activity, RNA polymerase II-specific; protein dimerization activity; RNA polymerase II transcription regulatory region sequence-specific DNA binding
Source: RefSeq, a predicted model, not a curated record